Cuscuta campestris is the source of this 3330-nucleotide messenger RNA. The record is from the annotation of a GenBank genome assembly. Lineage: Eukaryota; Viridiplantae; Streptophyta; Magnoliopsida; Solanales; Convolvulaceae.
GGUGAUUGACACGUGGAUGAAUGCCAGCAAUGCUUGCUUUUAAUUUCGUGAGUUAUACGACGGUUUCAUCUGGAACUCGGUUGUGAAGGCCAUCUCCAAUGGGAUGCCCAGAGGAGAUGCUCAAAGGAGAGAGAAGAGGAUGUUUAUAUAUGCUACUAUUGGAGAUAGAUGUUUAGAGUAGAUGUUCAAAGAGGAAAAAAAAACAUAGGGAGUAAUUUUUACUACUCCCUCCGUCCUCCAGUUUUUAUCCACUUUUGACUUUUGGAACUGUUCAUCUAAGCACUUUGACUCAUCAAAUUCUCUCAAUGUGUAAGCCUAAAUAUAGUCAUGCGUGAUCUUGUUUGAUUUGUCUUAACAUAUAGAUUAUUAAUAUAUAAUUUAUAUAAUUUUUUAAUAUACAAAUUAUAAGAUAAAAUGGAUUAAAGAAGUUUAUUAGAUGGUGUGUAAAAAUGAAAGUGGACAAAUACUCUGGGACGGAGAGAAUACUAUAUACUCCGUAACUAAUUACUUUUGAAAAAAGGAAGCAAAAGCUUUUUUGGGACUUCCAAAAAAGAAAACAUUAAUUUGGAUAGUCUUUAAUUUUGGAGUAGUUUGGUGUUCCUUCCUUUAAAACAGGAAGUUUAUCCAAAUUUCUUCACGGAUCCAGUAAUCCGUACAAUCUUCUCCACCAAGUUUUCCAUUCAUGUCUUUCUUCCCGCAAAUACACUUCUUCAACAUUUCCCACUAAAUUCAUACGCGCACCGGCGCAUAUAUAUACGGAUUGUAUACGCUAUACCCCAAUCUUAAAUUGUCAAUCCCACCAAUCUAUAUGGAUCUUUCUUCAAACCACAAUUCAAAUCCGCUCAUUCAACGCACAUAUAUCUUUCCCUAAAUUUAUUCUUCAUAAAAUUCGUAGAUUUCUGCUUCAUUUCUUCGUUUACGCGAUUUAUUUUUCCUGUUUCCGAUUUGGGUAUUGCGUUUUUUUUCGUUUGCGAUGAAAUUCGUGGCUGCCAAGCCGUGCUGUCGGUUUUUGAUCCAUCGGAGUAGCACGGCGGCCAUGUUGGGGUUUUCGUCGAGUUCCGGGGCGUUUCGCCGCCCCAGCCCGCCACCUCUGUUGGGGUUUGGAAGCAUAUCUCGUUGGAACCAUAAGCAGACAUUGGGUCUGCCCGGUUUGAAUUGGGGGAAAUCGAGGGAUCUAUUGAGGCCUUGUGAUAUUAGGGGUUUCCAUUUGGUUGCCGGUGUUGCUUCUAAUAUUAGGGAAUUCUCCUCCUCUGUGGAGACCAGGGUGAACGACAAGAAUUUCGAACGAGUCUAUGUUCAGGAAGGUCUCAAUGUGAGGCCUGUGGUGGUGGAGAAGACGGACCAGGACAAAGAUGCUUCUGCAAUUAGGGAGGGGAUUGAAAAAAGUGAGCAGUCCGAUGGAUCGAAAGCUGCCCCUGAAAUUGCCACCGCGAAUAAACUGAGCGAGGAUUCCGAGGUUGAAAAGGAGGCAUGGAAAUUGCUCGAAAACGCGGUUGUUAGGUAUUGUGGGAGCCCGGUAGGGACAUUGGCUGCGAAUGAUCCGAAUGAUAAGCUGCCCCUUAAUUAUGAUCAAGUCUUCAUUAGGGACUUUGUUCCAUCUGCCCUUGCUUUUUUGCUGAAAGGGGAUACUGAUAUUGUGAAACAUUUUCUUCUUCAUACCCUGCAACUGCAGAGCUGGGAGAAGACAGUUGACUGUUACAGUCCAGGACAAGGGUUGAUGCCCGCAAGCUUUAAAGUGAGAACAGUGGCUAUUGAUGAAAACAAGUUCGAAGAAGUUCUUGACCCUGAUUUUGGGGAAUCAGCAAUUGGCCGUGUUGCCCCUGUAGACUCAGGCUUGUGGUGGAUUAUCCUGUUGAGAGCAUACGGGAAGAUCACCGGUGACUUUGCUUUGCAAGAAAGAGUUGAUGUACAGACUGGCAUUAAACUAAUACUGAAUUUGUGUUUGUCCGAUGGCUUUGAUAUGUUUCCUUCUUUGCUAGUAACUGAUGGAUCUUGCAUGAUAGAUCGACGGAUGGGGAUUCACGGUCAUCCACUUGAGAUUCAAGCCCUAUUUUAUUCUGCUCUUAGAUGUGCACGCGAGAUGCUUGCUUCAGAUGAAGGGUCCAAGAAUUUGGUGAGGACUGUUAACAACAGGCUCAGUGCUUUAUCAUUUCACAUUAGAGAAUACUACUGGGUUGAUAUGAACAAGAUAAAUGAAAUAUACCGAUACAAGACAGAAGAGUAUUCCACAGAUGCCACUAACAAGUUCAAUAUCUACCCUGAACAAAUCCCUCAUUGGUUGAUGGACUGGAUUCCCGAGGAAGGUGGUUAUCUCAUUGGGAAUUUACAGCCAGCUCAUAUGGACUUUAGGUUCUUCACACUAGGAAACCUAUGGUCUAUUGUCUCGUCUCUUGGCACCCCAAAACAAAAUGAGGCUAUCUUAAACUUGAUUGAUGCUAAAUGGGAUGAUCUUGCUGGUCAAAUGCCGCUUAAGAUAUGUUAUCCUGCUUUGGAGUCUGAAGAGUGGCGUAUAAUCACAGGGUGUGAUCCAAAGAAUACGCCUUGGUCAUAUCAUAAUGGGGGAUCUUGGCCCACACUCCUGUGGCAGUUCACACUGGCAUGCCUAAAGAUGGGCAGAACAGAUUUGGCUAGCCGGGCUGUUGAGAUGGCCGAGAAAAGGCUCCCCCUUGACCACUGGCCCGAAUAUUACGACACAAAAAGUGGAAAGUUCAUAGGGAAACAAGCCCGGCUCUACCAGACCUGGACAAUAGCUGGUUUUCUGACCUCCAAGCUGCUCCUGCAAAAACCAGAAAUGGCUUCCUUCUUGUCCUGGGAGGAAGACUACGAGCUUCUUGAGAUAUGCGUCUGCGCACUGAACAACAAAUCAAGCCGCAGAAAGUGUUCCCGUGGCGCUGCCAAAUCUCAGAUCCUCGUCUAGCUUCUCUCACACACUUCUGACCGCACAGAUGCUAGUUAGGGUAUGCUCCCUUCAUUUACAUCUGACUGAUCAUUAUGACUUUUGCAAUACAUAAAAAGUGAAAUGAAUGUGGACUUGAUAUAUGUUCAUAUUCGUUCGACUUUUGAUGUAUCACAAAAAUCGUGAUGGUGAAUGGAGGGAGUAUAAGAUAGAAGAAACGUUCGGAGGGAAUUUUCGACCUCCGGACGAAGAAAGAAAAUGAUUCUUUUACAAUGGGGCGAGUAUUUGUAAAGCCUCAAAGUGAAUACAAUAUAGUGUAGGUGAAAUGGCUUAGGAAGUUUCACAAGGUAUAGACAAAAACCAUACACACUGUACUAUUAUUAUGUACUAGGAUUUCAUGUAGUGAUUACACACAAUAAACUGCAAAUAUUGUG